This is a messenger RNA of Leptonychotes weddellii (Weddell seal), 2251 nucleotides long. Lineage: Eukaryota; Metazoa; Chordata; Mammalia; Carnivora; Phocidae. The record is from RefSeq and is a predicted model, not a curated record.
UCCAGGCCUGCCCGGACCCGGUCCUGAUAAAGGUCACCGCUUCCUCCCGCAGAUCCCUUCAUGCGGCUGUGAGCUCGGAGGACGAGCAUGCGGACCAGGCUUCCCCCAGCGCUUGCCGCCCUGGGCGCGGCCCUGCUCCUGUCUUCCAUUGAGGCGGAAGUUGACCCACCUUCAGACUUGAAUUUUAAAAUAAUAGAUGAAAAUACCGUUCAUAUGUCAUGGGCAAGACCAGCUGAUCCAAUUGUGGGUUACAGAAUAACAGUGGACCCUACAACAGAUGGGCCCACUAAAGAAUUUACCCUUGCAGCUAGUACCACUGAAACUUUAUUAUCAGACCUUAUACCUGAAAUAGAGUAUGUGGUGACAAUCACUUCAUAUGAUGAAGUAGAAGAAAGUGUACCCGUUAUAGGACAAUUAACAAUUCAAACAGGUGGUCCGGCAAAGCCAGGAGAGAAGAAACCUGGAAAACCAGUGAUACAAAAAUGCUCUGUCAGUGCCUGGACUGAUCUAGUGUUCCUCGUGGAUGGCUCAUGGAGUGUGGGAAGAAAUAAUUUUAAGUACAUUUUAGAUUUUAUUGGUGCUCUUGUGUCUGCUUUUGACAUCGGAGAAGAGAAGACAAGGGUUGGUGUUGUUCAGUACAGCUCUGACACCAGGACUGAAUUUAACUUAAAUCAGUACUACCAAAGGGAUGACCUUCUUGCUGCAAUUAAAACAAUUCCAUACAAAGGUGGCAACACAAUGACGGGGGAUGCCAUUGAUUACUUAAUUAAAAAUACUUUCACGGAAUCUGCUGGAGCAAGAGUUGGCUUUCCUAAAGUGGCAAUUAUUAUUACGGAUGGCAAAUCGCAAGAUGAAGUGGAAAUUCCAGCAAGAGAGCUUCGAAAUAUAGGGGUUGAAGUUUUCUCUUUGGGCAUUAAAGCUGCAGAUGCAAAAGAACUCAAACAAAUCGCCUCCACACCUUCAUUAAACCAUGUUUUCAACGUGGCCAACUUUGAUGCAAUUGUGGAUAUUCAGAAUGAGAUCAUCUCCCAGGUGUGCUCCGGUGUUGAUGAACAACUUGGUGAAUUGGUUAGUGGAGAAGAAGUUAUUGAACCUCCUUCAAAUUUGGUUGCCAUGGAAGUCUCAUCAAAAUACAUUAAGCUAAGUUGGAGUCCAUCUCCUAGCCCAGUGACUGGCUAUAAAGUCCUUCUUACACCAAUGACUGCUGGAAGCCGACAGCACGCUCUCAGUGUGGGGCCUCAGACCACCAUGCUCAGUGUUCGUGACCUUUCAGCAGACACAGAAUACCAGAUCAGUGUUUCGGCGAUGAAGGGACUGACAUCCAGCGAACCCAUUUCAAUAAUGGAGAAGACUCAGCCAAUGAAAGUUCAAGUGGAAUGCUCACGUGGUGUGGAUAUAAAAGCCGAUAUCGUGUUUUUGGUUGAUGGUUCCUAUAGCAUCGGGAUUGCAAACUUUGUUAAAGUUAGAGCUUUUCUGGAAGUUCUUGUAAAAAGUUUUGAGAUUUCACCAAACAGGGUACAGAUAAGUCUUGUCCAGUACAGCCGGGAUCCUCAUACUGAGUUCACUUUGAAAAAAUUCACCAAAGUUGAAGAUAUAAUUGAAGCAAUAAACACCUUCCCCUACAGAGGAGGAUCUACAAACACUGGGAAAGCAAUGACUUACGUCAGAGAGAAAAUAUUUGUUCCUAGCAAGGGUUCAAGAGGCAACGUACCAAAGGUCAUGAUUCUUAUCACUGAUGGGAAAUCUUCAGAUGCUUUCAGAGAUCCUGCUAUAAAACUAAGGAAUUCGGACGUGGAAAUCUUUGCAGUUGGUGUGAAGGAUGCUGUUCGCUCAGAAUUAGAAGCUAUUGCCUCUCCUCCUGCUGACACCCAUGUGUUCACAGUGGAAGAUUUUGAUGCUUUUCAGAGAAUAUCUUUUGAACUCACACAGUCUAUCUGCCUUAGAAUUGAGCAAGAAUUGGCAGCUAUAAAGAAAAAAGCUUAUGUGCCUCCAAAGGAUCUUAGUUUUUCUGAGACGACUUCUUACAGUUUCAAAACUAACUGGUCUCCUGCUGGAGAAAAUGUUUUUUCAUACCACAUCACCUACAAGGAAGCUACUGGGGAUGCUGAGGUCACAGUGGUGGAGCCAGCGUCAAGCACCAGCGUCAUUCUCAACAACCUGAAGCCAGAGACGCUGUACUUAGUCAACGUGACUGCAGAGUAUGAGGAUGGCUUCAGUGUUCCCUUAACUGGAGAGGAGACCACUGUGGAAG